CAUCUAGAAACGGCCCGUCUGACAAUUUGAAAAACGACGUCGUAUCACAUAUCUUCUACAACAACCCCUAAAUCUGAAACCACACAGCCGAAUUACGACCUCGCCGUCGUUUCUUUUCCUCCAAGCUAACUUUUAUUCAACAAUUUCUCACAUAAAUUCAUUCGAUCGAUCCACUGAUCGUGUUCAUCAGAGCACAUCAGAUUCUGCUUUGUAGUACUUGUUAGAGCUGUAAUUACUUAAUGAUAAGGUUAGGAAUUUGUCGACCUGUAGCUAUGGAAGGGAAAUGGCCACAUUUUGCUGAAGUGAAGUCGGUUUUUAAAUAUGGACCUUUAAUAUCUUUUACAUCUCGUUUUGAGUAUUUAUAUUAAUCUAGGUAGGUUAACUAGAGUAAAUACAGUUUAAAUCUGUAGAUAUGGCAUCAAAAUGGGUUAAAGUAUCGGACAGUGGUAGUAGAACUAGAGUCAUUUUUAAUCCUAAACGGAAACGCGCUUCUCAAAUAGUCAAAGCUAGUACCCGAGCUUUGGCUGUGAGGCCUAGCCCAGUAUUGAACCGUAUUGGAAAGAGAAAGAGAGAUGAAAGCUGCAACUCUAAAUGCAUCUCUUCUUCUAGUAAAACUUUACUCAAGUACUACUCGAAUCUUAUGAAAACUGGAGUACCCCAACGUAUGCUUUUUUAUCAAGAUGGUCAAUGGGAUGAUCAUUCCCAAGAUGUUAUUGACUUGGUCAAAGAAGAUUUCUUGGCAAAGAAGUCAACUAUUGAAGUUAAAAUUAAUGGGCGUCAUAUAGUUUUAGAUAUCUUACAUAUGAUUGAAAUAGAUAUGGAAACCGGUGUACAGAAACCUAUAGCGUGGAUUGACGAAACAGGUAACUGUUUUUUCCCUGAAAUAUAUCGUAGUAGUUACGAAAGUCAUGAAUGCAAUAAGUCCGAUGCAGAAAAUGAUAUACAACUUGUUGAAUCGGAGUCUUGCAUGACUCCUGAAGUGAAGUUGCAUGUCGAGAUUGAACUAAAUGGGUUAAAUAACAAUAAUGUUGAGGAAUGCAUGGACGAGUCGUAUAUCGAAGAGUCAAAUAUUAAGAGGGUCAAACUUGACCACAACGUCAAUGAUACUUGCAAAAACCUAUUGGAUCCAGAAACCGUUAGAAAUAUGUUUAUUAAGGGUAUUAAUCCAGCUUUAAAAGCUGAUAUAAUUGAUGUCAAGAAAUGUUCUGGUGAUAUUAUGGAAUCGAUGCUAGAGCUUUUCGAGAAGCAAGUUGAAAUUACACAAAAGCUUCGUGGUAAAGCGAAUGUGAAGUAUGCUUGGUUUGCAUCGUCCACGAAUGCACCUUCUAGCACUGUGGUUUACGGGCUUGGACAUGAUGGGCCAAAACUUGGAAAGUAUGGGUAUGGGGUCCACCUUACAGCUGUUGAUUCUGCCCAAAACAGUGCUACUAUAUGUGAUGUUGACGAAAAAGGAGUAAGAUGCAUGGUGUUAUGCCGUGUGAUAUUGGGAAAUAUGGAACUUGUUUUACCUGGAUCUAAACAGUUUUAUCCAAGCGAUGAUUGCUUCGAUACCGGAGUCGAUAAUUUGGAUAAUCCAAAUCAUUAUGUCGUUUGGAACAUGAAUAUAAAUACACAUAUUUAUCCUGAAUAUGUAGUCAGUUUCAAGAUUUCUCCUAGUGCUGAAGAUGGAAAUAGGGUUAAUUUGUCAUCAAGGGUGACAACCGAAGAUGCUCAAGGACCAUCGCAGAUAGAUUCUUCUUCUUCUAGUAAACUGGGGAACAUAUCUGUGGAAAAGGUCCCGAGUGUUGGAUCAAGCGCCUGUAGGGCUCCUAAAUCACCAUGGAUGCCUUUCUCAAAGCUGUUUGAAGCUAUAUCGGAUAAAGUAUCUCCAGACGAUAUGAAGCUAGUGCAUAUCUUGUACGAGUCUCUUAAGGGAAAGAAGACGAGUCGGGAAGAGUUUAUUAGGAAGUUGAGGUUAAUAGUUGGGGAUCAGAUAUUAAGGUCUACAAUAUCCAGCCUUCAGUCCGCCAUGGCUUAAGCUAUAUGCAGCAUUUCUAUUUGACGAUACAGGACUUAAAGAAUUUGAGGUGGAAAUUCCAUAUUCUUGAUACAGUUUUUUACUUUUGGUGUUUGCAUUUGUCGAAUUAGAUUUUGGUAUUUUGCUUUUGCUUGUGUUUAGUUUAGGAUAAACCUGUAAUAGAAAUUUGAUGGUAAUCGCAUAUCUCUUGAUUUACCACCACUGCACAUGUUGGUAUUCGACUUUAAUAGAAAUUUGAUGUUAAUCACAUAUCUCUAGAUUAAAA
Messenger RNA from Helianthus annuus (common sunflower), 2282 nucleotides. Its product is annotated as inactive poly [ADP-ribose] polymerase RCD1. The transcript has 8 exons. NCBI's taxonomy places the organism in Eukaryota, Viridiplantae, Streptophyta, Magnoliopsida, Asterales, Asteraceae. Gene Ontology annotation, molecular function: NAD+ poly-ADP-ribosyltransferase activity. Bases 413 to 2017 code for a protein of 534 amino acids. The record is from RefSeq and is a predicted model, not a curated record.